Colletotrichum lupini is the source of this 1197-nucleotide messenger RNA. RefSeq lists its product as uncharacterized. Bases 1 to 1197 code for a protein of 398 amino acids. The transcript has 9 exons. NCBI's taxonomy places the organism in Eukaryota, Fungi, Ascomycota, Sordariomycetes, Glomerellales, Glomerellaceae. The record is from RefSeq and is a predicted model, not a curated record.
AUGUCAUCAAAGGCAAGUAGAAUGACGGGUAUUCGAGAACAUUUAUCCGAUGACUUGGCACUAAUACGAUCAUCACCCAGCUCAAUCUACCCUGUUGGGUUUCUCGAAGAGACCCUAAAGACGCUGCAGCUACUCUUUCCUGAAUCGGAGUUUGGCGGCACAGGUAUAUCCAAACGCCGACGCUGGUCUUGGUAUCAGAAGCUUCUAUCCAAACAGCCAUGCCCUCCUAUCGACUGGGGGCUUGGAUCCAUCGGAACACUAUCUGCUGAAGCCCGAAGGAUCGAGAGAUUUAGAUUCUGGAGAAAUCGUCUUAUCGGUUGUUUGGUGCACGUUCUGGUUGGCAAUCUUGGUCUUGGUACUCGGUGCGUUGGUAGGCGCGGUUCAAUGCGUUCAAGGCGGCUUACGAGUUUCCAAAUCAUGAACCACUCAAACGUCGGAGAUAUGCACAUAAUGUUCGAAGAAGACGACACGUUUCAAGUCCAGGAUAGCAUUCAAGUUCAUGCUACACCUGAGAUGGGCGAACAAGGCACGAGAGUGCAUCCAAGCAUCGCUUGUGCCCCAGCGACGAUCCCGACAAUCCACAAAAUGACGUUGAAAGGGAAACCGAGGCAUCGGACGACUCGACUCAAGACUUCUCAGCAACCUUUACUCAGCAAGAACCCCAAAAAGGGACCAAUUCAACACAUAGCAGCUGAAGAAAAUCCAAGAACAGACGAUAGCCAAGGCACCAAGCCGAUUCGGCCAACUUGGCAAACCAAAUGCGGCGCCAAACCAUGCCGGCCAUCCGGCGCCGGAGACCAACGGCGACCCAAUUGGUCACUCCACGAAGACGCUCGGGUCCGCACCAAUGUAUCGGAAUGUGGCGGCACCUCGGGAUUCUCCAACGGGGCCCUUCGGUGUGGCUCGGCAUUGGCUGAGGUCCAGCAGCAACAGCACAAGGCAUUGCUUCGCCUUCGGCCGCUCGAGCCGUUUAGCGACUUGGGCGCGCUGGUUGCGGCGUUCUCAGUGACCCAAGUUGCUUCCAUUAUCCUAGUGGUCUGGCAGCACUAUGCUGGGCAGAUGAACGCAUCAAGCAGGCGAUCUAUAAAAACCAAAUCCAAACUCAAAAACUUCCAACCAACACUCAACCUACCAGUUGACAUUACAACUACCAACUACUACAAAGUCGCACAAUCAAAUUACCUGCGGCAGACCUAA